ACAACUGCGCCAGCAUGCCGCGGUGCCUCAUGGCCAAGAAAUGGAAGGCCUAUCCGUGGCCGGAUCGCGUCGAGGACCCGCAGGAGGAGCAGGCCGAUCCCACGGGUCUCGUGCAGGAACACACGCAGGAGAACCAUGAGAUUCAGACGAGUGCCUCCUUGGAGAAGAGGCAGCACAGGCAUGAACCGGAGGACGAGGAGAUCGACGUCGUCGGGGACACCGACAGCAGACAGGUCGACCAUCAGCAGACCUGUUGGGGACCUCACAGUCCUACCGCAGGUGCAACUGCACCCAGUCCGCCACCGCUCAACGCCUCCGGUGCUCUCUACUAUCAUGGUUAUACGCACGAGUCAUGGAUCAACCACGAGGAGCCACCGAAGUACGCGACCCUGCGCUCGGCAGCGGAGCUGGCCCAGCCGGUGGUACCGUCGCCGCCCCCGCCAGCUGCGCCCCAAGAGUUGCCAGCGGUGGUGAACAGUUCCAGCCUACACCAGCAACACCAAGCCCCGACGACGACGCCCUCGUCCUCCGCGUCGUUGACCCUGCCGCCCAGGAAGAGCCUGUCCAUGUGCUUCACCAGCACGGGCACGGCGCUCUCUCUACCGCCCAAGAAGAAGGACAUCUAUCGGCCCUACAGCCUCCAGCCGACCUCGGAGAUCCGUACAGCAGCCGAAGAGGACUUGUCGGCAGCCCAGGCGAUCCUCGACCUCAGCGCGUCCCCAGCUGCGCCCACGCACUCGGUGUUCAUUCACACUUUGUCACCGCCGCCGCCGCCGCCUCAGCAAACAGCCCCGAGCGUCGCGGCGGCUAGUCAGCUGCAGUCGGCGCAGCUGCAAUCGGUGCCUACCGCCCAGCCCAUACCUGUAUCUGUGUUGGUCCCCGUGCCCAGCUCCCAGAAUAGUCAGUUGCGACAACAGGAGCAGUCCCAGCAACCCCAAUCGCCGGCCACUGCCGAGGCCAACGCGAACAACGCCAGCGGCAGGGACGGCGCCAACGGCAGCACGAAGACGGUCGCCUACACGUACGAGGCGUUCUUCGUGUCCGAUGGCCGGUCGAAGCGUCGCAGCAGCAGCACGAACGGCGCCGCGGUGCCCGAGAAGGAGGCCACCCAGCCCGACAGGCCCAAGUUCACCUGCACCGAGUGCGGCAAGCAGUACGCCACCUCGUCGAACCUGUCCAGACACAAGCAAACGCACCGCAGCCUCGACUCUCAAUCGGCGAAGAAGUGCAUCCACUGCGGGAAGGCGUACGUCAGCAUGCCCGCCCUGGCGAUGCACGUGCUCACCCACAAACUAGCCCACAGUUGCGGGGUCUGCGGCAAGAUGUUCUCGCGGCCUUGGCUGCUCCAAGGUCACCUGAGGAGCCACACGGGCGAGAAGCCUUACGGCUGCGCGCACUGCGGCAAAGCGUUCGCCGAUCGCUCGAAUCUGCGCGCCCACAUGCAGACCCACUCGGCCGACAAGAACUACGAGUGCUCCCGUUGCCACAAGACCUUCGCGCUCAAGUCCUACCUGAACAAGCACCUGGAGUCCGCCUGUCUGCGCGACGACGAGACGCCUCAGCAGCAACCAGGCGCUGUUGUCGCCAACAACGCGACGCCCCACCAGCAGUCAGGAAACCGCGAUUUGUAGCAGCGCUUCGACGACGCGAAGACGACGACCAGGCGUCCCGACGCCCUCGCCGAGAUGAUUAGGGAAAGCUAGCGGUCGUUCCCGGCGACGCCAGGCUAACCGGGGACGGGACGGGAUUUGGCGAUGGUGGAUGAUGGGAAAACUGAGAGGGAAAGGGAGAGAAAAAAAGGUUUGCAGUAGGUUUUAAGUAGAAAAGUGCCAGUAGAGAAUGGGAGUAGGUAGAGAGGUGUUAACCGGUAAGAUAAGACAAAUGGUAGACGAGGAACGGCGAUGAGAAGAGAGAGAGAGAGAGAGAGAGAGAGAGAGAGAGAGAGAGAGAGAGAGGGAGAGAGGAGGAGGUAUCGGUUUCUUAAAUAAUGUCUAACAUUAAUAAAAACGUCCAGUAAUGUUUAAGUCUUACAAAAGAUUAAAAAAAAAAUUGACGACGAAGAAGAUGAACAAAAUACGCAAAACGAGAGUGUAACGAGAACAAAAAAAAAAAAUAAGGAACACGUCGAACGGUGACGUCCACACUGCAGUCUAGUCACUCUAGUCGAUUAUACCUAUUACAUUAUGAUAUUAUAUUAUUAUAUUAUAUAUAUUAUAUUAUUAUUAUAUAUAUAUAGUAUAUUUACUAGCGCGUACGGUUCUAGUCGCGAGCUAGUUACGGAGACACUAUUUAUUAAUACUUAGCUGCCUAAACGAAAGAAGUAAACUAAUAUUAACUCUCCAUGGAUGAAAGAGAGCAAUGGGGGAUUUUCACCGCGAUGACGGACUCGAGGUACAAUAACGACGUGCUAGGGGACGUGAUCUCCAGUCGGUUUUCGAUUCUGUCUCAUCCAAGGACAACGAUUACUUUUGUAAUCGUCACACACGGUCAUCGGUUCGAUCAGCGAUCGAUACACCUCUUCAGAAGCGAUCCUGUCUGAGUAUUCAUUAAUUACUCAUGGUUACCCAUUAUCGAUCGUUAAUCCCGAUCACUGAUCACUUGCAUCGUAAUCGUGGAUUACAGUCCGCCUAAAGUUUACUUGGGGGAAUCGAAUCCCGUCCAGAGAUCGAUCUUUCAGGCUGGGACGCGCAAUCCUGACCAGUGGGCUUCGUCCCUCUUCCCAAACGCCUUCGAACAGCUGUCUCUUGAAGGAGACACGACGACCCCCUUGCAUGUUCCUCUUCGAUGGCUCCAAGUCGAGCCAAAUUAUACUCGACCAGGGGUCGAUUCGCGGACGAUCGACGUCCCCAUCGAUCGGAGCCCUCGGUCCAGGUCUGUGCGUCCCUUUGGUGAGACUGCAUGCUGCUUACGCGUGUAACGCCAUCUUGGUCUUCUGGUUCUUGAGAGCUUUAUCAUUUAGGAAAGUAUGAUGGGUGAGCGAGAGUUCUGGAGGCGUUGACCUCUAAGUUGAUAGCCAGGUGAAGGUAGGAGUUAUGAAAGGUGUGGUCUGAAUGUUGCCAUUCUAAAUGAGGGUCUGUGACAUUCAAGAUAUCAGUCUGAAAGGGGUGGGGAUCGUGGAUGGUGGUGCAAGUGGGGAGUUUCUUAUAAAGAGGUACUCAUUUUUAUUGGGUACUGUUUUUCUUAUUUUUACUGAAAAUUAUUGGGAAGCUCUGUUGAUAUAUAAAUCACUCUUUAGAUGAUUUUAUGUUGAUUGAUAAUCAUGACACCUUAAAUUAAAUUUUCCUUGCGAAAAAUCUAAGUCAAGAACCCAUAUGAAAUCAAGAUGGCUCCUCUGGCCACCCUCUUCUCAGUAAAAUUCACAUUUUAAUCCACAUUGUACCCAUUACGAAUAUUUACCAAAGCUUCAUAAUUUUCACCAGGACAAUAUUUCAAACAGAAAAUAUCACCUUUCUGUUUCAUGGGUCAUCCCUGACUCAUACCCAUAUAGCUCAUCAACAAGAAUUUUCCUUUUCCUCCAUUUUUUUUUCUUUUUUCUUCUCCAGUGGCGUUACACGGUUGGUCGCAUGAGAGCUCCAAUGCAAAAAGGAAAAUUCAAGACGCGUACACGUACCACCCACACACGAACAGAAACCGACACGUAGGACGAACAGUCAUACACACAUACACGCGCGCGUACACGUAUAUUUAGAGCAGAUUCGAUUAAUGAAUGCGUAACAUUGUUAUACACAUAUUUUAUAGAAGCAAAAUAACGAGUAAGGGAAUAAUUAACAUAAAAAAAAAAAGUAAUAAUGACGACGCCGUACGGUCAAAAGCAAUAUUUCGACACAACGAAUUAUAUAAGUAUACAUUUAGAGGCGAACAUCGAAGUUUAACGUGAUGGAUAACGAUGAUUCGCUUCGGCAUCGAACUUUCUCGAUCGUCACGCCACCACGCUCUUCCAUUUUGUCGUGAUCCGUGCUCCAAAAUGGCGCUAGCAGCGUUUCGUCGACUUCGUUGACUUUCACUUCUUUAUAAACGUUUAGAGCCGAUCGUUUAACGUUUACGUUUACUUGCAUAGAAUGUAAAUUGUGGAUGUUGAUAUAGAAUAUUAAAAGUGAAGAUUUAGAAGCAAAAGGAAGCCAUAAGUAUGUGUUAAUUGAUGAUGCUUCGCGAUGAUUCUAGUCGGAGCUCAACCAAGAGAUAAAUUAAUCUUUCUUGUCGCUUCAACGUUUACAAUACUCGUUUGCCUAACCUUUGGAGAAUUAUACAACGAAUCUUAGUUAGACAAUACUUGAAAAUGCUUUAAGUGAAUGUGGUUAUAUGUUAUAGCGAAGAAGUUCAGAAUUCGUAUCGAAUAGUGCAAAAUUUAAUCGCAUAAGCAUAUUACUCGCUCUGUAGUAACCCAGUGGCGCUCCUAUUUUGAAAUAUAUUUUUUCUAACGAAUAAGACUUUGGAACCAAGUAGAACACGCCACAUUUUUGGUUGUGAAUUUUUUAGCGAAACUGAGUCGUGUUUAACUCUUUCGGUGUUGAGACGUUCGCUGAGACACCAAUGAUUUUCUAGUCCAUGUUCGAAUAGAAAAUAAAAUAUUCUGAAUACUCGGUUGGGGCUAUCUAAUACAUUUCAUCUGUGCGUAGAUAAAUACAUGGAAUGCAAUAAAUGAUACCUACUACGAAUUUAGGAUGGUUUUUCGAAACACUGGAAACAUUAUAAACGUCUACAGCACCGAGUGGGUUAAAAUUCGAUCUUCGUGAUUGUGCCAUAAUGUUAGUACAAAAUUGGUCCGUCGAAGGGCACGAUAACCAACGAAAAUAUAUUUCCAGACAACGACGUGUAAGAGACACCAAAAUCCCGCUCAAGAACACGACCUCUGUUCGACCAAUUCAAAAAGCAACGAUUAGGUUAUUACGAAUAUUUGGAAAUCAUGCAUUAGAGCAGCGUUUUUCAAACCUAUUUGCAAAUUUUUAUUUUAUUUACUCCAUUUUGCAACCUAUGCAUACAAGCUGUUUACAAAAUAAACACGAAGAAAAAAAACACGAAAGUGCAAACAAGUAAAGUGCAGCCCCCCAAUGUUGUCACAAGAAUCAAAUCUCGGUCGAACCCCAACAAACCACAACAGCAGGUAACCAUACCAUAAAUAUAUUGUUCAAAUAAAAAAUUACCACGAUUAUAAGAGUUUGGGAAACGCUGUAUUAGGCUAAUAAAAGAAAGAAAGAAAAAAAAAAGUGGCUGCAACGAGUCGCGAAUCGAGAACAAGGCCAGAGAAAGAGCACGGAUUGGUCGUCAUUUUGCGGAGAGCUGGACGCGACGAUCCGACAAGUCCUUUUAUAAUAAUUAUUGCCGACAAAUAAUUACCGUGUUGCAUGUACAGAGUAGCCGACCUCACCGCCAAAAUAACAGACAUAUAUAUAAAGAAAAGAACAAAAAAAAAAAGAAAGGAGAAGUGUGCAAGAAAACGAGAAAAAAAUAACCGAACGCGCGCAGGAUCCUUGCGCAAGUCCCGCGCGAUUGGACCGCGGUGAGCGAAACGAUCCCAAAACGGCUUAUCCCGGUCCUGCCAUUGGUGACGUUUGUUUCACGAGUUUUCUUCGCGUUGUGUGCGAUAGCACUGUCGCGUACGUACGUAGAGCAAUAAAACCCUAAGCAAUAUUAAUUAAUUCAUUAAUUGAUUAACGAAUAAAUUAGUUAGUCGGCAUGGGUAGAAAGAGAAAGAGAGAGAGUGUGCGUGCGAAAGAGAACAAGAAACGUUGAUAGGGGAGUAGAACGAAAAAUAAAAAUAACGAACAAGAAGGUAACAACGUAGAAACAAACAAGCGAAGUGCACCGUUUUACGCGUAUCUGUUAAUUUACUAUACGGCAGUGUUGGGCAGCGAUUACUUUUGCAUUAAUCAGUCACGAUUGUCCGAUUGAUCGGUAUGGACUUUGGAUGGCGUAAAUUAAUACAUUUUUAUCAUGAAAAUCAUACAGUGGUGAAUUGUACUAUUUCAGAGUGAAUCGUUUUCCAUUAUUUGUCGAUUGGGCGAUCAUGAUUAUCGAUUAAUCACGAUUAUCGAUAGCUGGGUAAUCGUAAGCAUGCUUCAACACUGGUAAACGGCCUAUGAUCACGAAUCGAGGGUGGGUGGCGAAUCGAAGCGACCCCUGGAUGCUUUUCGUCUGCGGAUCGAUCGACUACGCCACCCCCUACCGGUUCGUUCACUUCGUUUUUGAGAACACCACUACCACCGACCGCUCUGUCUCGGUUCUUAGCUACGGAUUCAUUGUUCUUAAAAUUUUACAACCUUGUACAGUAUUUAAUUUCCUUUAUUUGCGAAUUGUUGUCAGUAUUAUUAUUAUUAUCAUUAAUAAUGGUUGCAGCAUCAUCGUAAUUUAUUACUGUCAUCGGUAUUUAUUAUAUUUAUUAUUAUUAUUAUUAUUAUUAUUAUUAACACGUUGUGUACUUUAUUUAUCCUUAUAUCGGUUCACCUUGGUGCCUCGCGGCACCAUCGUUAAUGGGUCUGUGGAUCUUGUUCAUUUAUAGAGUAUAAAGGUACGAGAAACGUAGGCUAAACUUGAGUAGAAUAUAUACACAUGUGCAAAAUGUGUGAAAUAUUAAUAUUAUUAUAUUGACUCGUGUAUUAUAUAUUCUACGCGUGGUUUGCAUAGUUUCUCUGUAUUAAUCAUCUGUAUCACUAGAAAUCACUAGAAAUUUGAAUUUCUACAAAUUAUUCUUUGAAAAACUGCGUAUUCCACUAAGACGAAAAAAGGUCCGUUUAAAAUUCGUCCUUCAAGAGGUUAAAUUUGCAUAUGAUAAUAAUUCCAUAAUUAGAAUUUCUGAAUGGGCUCUAUUAUAUCAUAUUUUCGUAAGCCGUAAUUUGGGUUACAGAGUGUUAACGUACACUAUAAAUGCAUAAAAUCCACAAUCUAAUUAUCUUCAUCUUAUUAUUAUUAUUCACAUUAUUAUUAUUAUUAUUAUCACUGAUGGUAAGGUAAUUUAAAUUUCGUUACUGCAUUUAUUAGCGGAGGUUAUUAUUGUGCUGAUACAACGACCGACUACAACGAUCGGUUAUCACAUCGAAGAAUAUUAACGAAAACACGUGCAAUUUCCGUUUUCCGCGAUCAGCAGGCGAAAACAAAUGGAACGCCGCAUCCAGGUGCACGAUAAGGCUGCUUUAUUAUACUAGUCUCGCGUGUACAGUCGAUAUAAUUGAACUUCCGGAAAUACUCAUAGCGUACACGUACUACUAACACAUUCUUAUACACACGCCAAAUAUAUUGGUACGCGUAGAUUGUAAUUUUCGCGGUAUGAGAAAGACGGAGAGAGAAGGCGGGCUUAAAAAGCUCGGAAACCUGUCUGGAAAUUUCGUUUCACGACUUGAGCUUCUCCAGCCACAUCCAGGGACAAUUAUCGAACCGAUUCCAAUGUAUUUUUAUUAAAAACAAAUAAUAAUUCGUGUGCGAUCGUCAUUUUUUUGUUAUAAAUUUGAGACAAUUAGAUUCGUUCAAUUGGCAAUUGACUUUUAACUGGGGUGACUCGAAAGUUAAUACAGCUGGAAACGAGUCCUCUAAUUGUAUUUUGAGGUUGUUACUCAUAAAGAUGGCAGUCUGGUACCUUGAGGUCGAUAAUUUCUUUUAAUAAAAAGAAAUAGCUGUAUCAAAAAAGAAAAUUAGGAGGAACAUCCCUCUCUAAAGGUUGGUCCACUUAGUGCUUACCCAACACUGACAAAGAAAUUUCAAUUUGAAAUCCUGUAUCAUUCCCAAUUCUUCGAAUUUCUCCAAUCUUUUCAGAACAAUUCCUUAAAUCCUAAAAUUUUUAUGAAAAUAUCCCUAAAAACCGUUUCUUUUAAAAUCUGAAAUUGUCAGACUGCCUUCAUAGUGUCUUUCGAUUGGAACUCAGUUGGACAAGCUGUUGAUUCCCAAUUAAAUCGGUCGACGAAGGGAAAACGACUCGAAGCAAAUGCAAAUAUUCGCAGAAGUGGCAUCACUGGUUGCGAUCAGAGUUCGUUACCAGGAAUUGCGCCCAUUCGUUAGGAAGGCUCACGGACAAUUAAAGUGCUCUAACUGACCAGCCACCGAGACCAUUCCACGUUCGUCCCAACUUCGCGGCAUUAUUAACGUUCGAAACGAAACUGUUUCCCAAUUCUCCAAAUAAUUAAAAAGCUUUUUUCCCCAUCCCAUCAGCGUGGAGCCAGCGACACCUAAUUUCGAAUAGAUGGGUCGGACACCAGUUUGCCCUCAAUUGCUGCACGAUGUGAAUCACAGAUGCAAAAACGUGGCAGAAAUUCGGUAGUUCUAUUUUUUUAUUAUGUUGACAAACGUAUUAUUUAGUCAAGUAGUUGUGGAAGUACGUGUGCAAAGAAGGUUUCGCACUUGACAAAAGUGCACACGUCUUACGAUUUGUAUCGUGUAGCAGUCGUGUACCAAAUAGUCUCCUGCGCAACAACCUUGCGGACAAGCGCUAUUUGGUUGACUCAUUUCUCCACUACCAGCAUUUGAGUCCCUUUAGUGUUUUAGUGACCCUAAAUAUACACCCUAACAUCCUCUCUAUCUCGAUAAACUGAUCCAACCCUCCUAAAAAUGUUGAACUUCGAGUCGAAAACGAAAUUUCCAGAGAAGCCUUAACGAAAACGAUAUUUUAACAAAAGUACGAACUUCCCUCUGCAGCCAAUCCUUCUCGGGGACGAGUUCACUCGUCUUACCUAGUCGAAGACGCGUGUAUCUUGAACGAUAUAUAUAUAUAUUCUGUACAUACACAGGUACGCAUGUAUAAACGUAAGCAUAUGUAUAAAGACCUUCCUAGUAAGUACACGUAAGGAGACACUUGACACUUAACCGCGCGGACACAACCACGUACGUUAGAUCUAUUACUCUCGUAACUCGUAACUAAUCUAAUCUUCCUCUAAUUAAGCGGCCGUUCAUCGUGCUCGCUUACCUGUCGACAUAACUUCUUGCUCGAAAUGUUUACGUCGGAGCUGUCCAAUUGGUCAGAGCCAUGAUUCUCCGUUCGCUGAAACAGCAACAGAAACGUUGCGUCGAUUGAUUAUUCCGUGAAAGUCCCCUUGGAUCGCUAAACCUUGUUUUAAAAUGAAAAUCUUUGUCCAAGAGGAUCGAUCACACGGAUAUAUAGUGCGUUAUGGAAGAAAUAUAGAGUUCUUUUAAUUAAAUAAUAUUAUUCUUAUUGAGGGGAGAGAUUCAACGCAAAGAAAAUAUUAGGUAUAUACAUUUGGGGGCUUUUAUGACUCAUCAUACUUUUGCUUAAUUAAAUAACAAAUUAGAAAAGUAAUAAUAUAUGGAAGCCACGUAUUGCUACAUGAUUGAAACAGAGAUUAUACUGAGUUUAUACUAACUUUACUGUCAAAGGAUAUGUUCAAGAAUAAUUAUAUCGAUAAUCGUUAGUCAAAUACAAACUAAUGAGUCAAAACAGUUGAGGACACAUGUGCUCGAACCUUGGCGAACGUUCGUUUACGCAUAACUCGUGGCACAUGUGCCUUCGGUUGGCUUCUCGAUCUGUACACGACUCGUUUAGUCCUCUUCAGUUAUUCUCCACUGUUUCAAUACAUAAAAAUGUAUUUUUUAAUAGCACUGAUAACGUUAGAUGCAAGAGUGUCAAACUUAGCAAUUUUUAAAUUGAAUUUAGUAAUAGUAACCAGGCCUGCUAUGUUAGUUCCACAGACUAUAUUAUCAGUGUUUGUGCUAAUCGUUGGACGCAACUGUUGCUGUUUCCAGCCUUCGUGUCUCCUCGACUGUCCGCGCUUGAUUCCUUCUGCUCAUUUCUCGAGCGUCUGUGCACUUUCGCGCAUUUCUGUCCGCGGCUGGUACCUUCGCCGCGUCUACUUUCAAUCACCUUCAAACUUUGCGUUCGAACAACGUUCCACGUGAUUGGAAAUCGAUCAACAAGCUCGUCGAGUCGGUGAUGUCCCAUAUAUUUCUAAAAUUUCGUAUUCGCUCAAAUAUUCGAUCAAAUAUUAACCCAACAACUCUUAUUAUUCAAGACUCCUCUGGUUGGAGUUUGCCUCAUUGUUCCUUUUAUGUAAAAACGUUCUUUACCGUGCUUUAGGUAUUGACAAUUGAAAUAAAAAUGCUUGCAAUAAUAAUAGCGAGGGCUACAAAAUAUAACCAAAGUAGUUCAUUAUGAAUAGGAGGUUUCACUUUGAUUCUACGACAGAAGAAAUACAAACUUCUUUCCAUCUAGUCUAAACAAAUAGCAGGUGAAAUUGUUUGAAGAAAAUCGGAGUGGAGUCGUUCUCCAUCGACUGACCCAUAUCUCCCGGCCAGUUUUCAUAAUCCCUAGCGAUCAAGCUGAUUGAGAUCCCUUCGAAAUUCUCCGCGGCCCACGUGUUAUUUCCGUUUACACAACACGCUUGGAUUGAUCGGAUUCCGAUAAUCGGCGGUCCAAUUGGGAAUCGCGUUUUUCGUCGACCUGCGUAUGACGCACGAUCGUCGAUGAAACUUCCGGAUGCCCACGGGAAGGGCAAUUAAUUUUAAUUGGAAAUCUCUCGACGAGCUUCCUCGAUUUCCGAUACGACGCCUCUUUCGAAUGCGCCAGCGUAAACGACAACGAAUCGUUCGGAAAAAAAAUAAUUCGCGUCUCUUGCAAGCGAUCUAUCCCUCGAUGGGGGAUUCUCUCGACCAAAGACUAUACAAUAGUUCGCCCUAUCGCCGCGAACCCUCGACUUCGCCUGAACUUCGCUCUUUCGAACGCUUCUGAUCGCUCCCGGUUAGCAAGACUACCGAGUCGAUGAUCGAAUCAUCCACGAGGCUCACGAAAAUGUAAUUUAUGAACGUGACUGGUCUGGCUUUAAGAGUGCUGUUUAUCGAAAGUAUUUUCCAACAAAGGGAAGGUUUACAUAUGCGAAAAUGAAUAAUAACGGUGCGAUUCUUUGGCUUGAAUGAUUCUCAAAUAACCAAAACUGAAGCGAACAAUUCUCAUGAGAUGCAAAGAAAAAUAAGUGAACUAAAUUUAAUGUGUAAAACUCCUCUGUUUCUUAAAAAAUAUAUUAACAAAAAUUUCCUCCCAAGGAUGCUGAUUAUUUUCGACAAAAUAAACACAUAGUCCCGAAACAGUUCUCAGUGCAAUUCUAAAUUACAUGUUCGUAAGUCUUUACGUGUAAUUGUUUCAUAUAAAAAAGAAUCUGUGAUUUCGUCGACGAAUGAGUAGUCUUGCUAAAUAUAGGGAGCCACGACUAUCUCGAUCUUCUGCUGUAGUCUCGAUAUCUCCGCCUAAUCUGCAGAGUUGAUGGGAAUUUGGGAGAAAAGUGAUGUUAAGUGAACCUUGCCGUCAGACCGAUGCAACGAACACCAUGGGAACAUUUGUUAUCGCUGGAAGAGAAUCGACUGGCUGCUCAAGGCAACGCAAAGUGUUUUUUUUUUUAAAUUCAAAUAAAGACUAGUUGCAGCUAACAAGUGAUUGAAACUUAAUCUCUAACAUAUUCAUAAACUGUAACUAAAUACUAAGGUCUUCAAAUGGGGGACAAUCUAAUUCUUAGCUAGAUAAAAAUAGCUUUUUAAACAAUUUGAAUUCUAAACGAAAAUUAAUGUAAAAUAUUGCCCAUCUCUAAUCCCAUUGAGCAGCCAAAUGAUCUCGUUCCAACUUCAGUCACGCUUGAAAGUGAAGAAAUAAAGGAGAAGGGAUGAACGAGUGCCUAAUCUACGCUAUAUAAUAAGACACUGUUAUAAAACACACAUUCGAAUGGCAGUCUGCUACACAAUAAUCUAUUCGAAUUGUUCUUAUCUAUACCAAAACUCGAUGAGCGACAUACAUCUUACUGUAUAAAAUGCUUAAAGUAGUUGAAAUUUUAAGAGGUGAUUUUGGAUACUAAAAUGAGACGAAAGUUAAGUAUGACAAAAUGUGGUUAGAGAUAUCGUUUUGCCAGAAACAAGGAGCAUAUGCUAUUGCUGGGGCUUCACUGUCAGCUGACGUACCACGCCCCAACAUUUUCCACGCGCGCUUUCAACAAUUAAUAACUCGAAUCCAAAGCUCCGAACGCAAUUUUGAUAUUCUUGAUUUUCGUCACAUUUUAGAACCUAGAAUCAUCUUUCUCUUCCUUUCACAAAUUCUAUAACCUCGAUAUAUGAACGUGCCAUGUUAUAUAGUGUAGACGCUGAAAACUCGUGAUGGAACGGUGCGAUCCCUGUUGCAUUUCAAGGACAAGACUCCCAGCCCCAAUAGCGUGGUUCGUCGCAUAGGGUGUCGCGUCCGAAAGUCGACGAGCGUUUUGUAAUCCUUCCAACGAGAGCCUUGACAAUUUUUUAACUAUUCGUUAGUUGCCUUAGCGUAAACGAAGAGAGAGGAAGGGGGGAGAUAGAGAAGUUAUAAAAGAACGGUCCUCCGGUCCAAUUUAAAGUGAUCCCUAGCGCGUUAUUACGCCAGUGUUUCUCGGCCUGCGUUCCCAUACAAUUCAAGGUUUAACCCUUUGUUGUCCCAUGCCGAGUGAGACUCGACAGAGCUGUGCUAAGAUCAGAAAAUCUAGACUGCAAAGAUUUAAUUAAAAAUCGAAGAUUCGGUAUUUUUCACACGCUGAACUAUCACGGUUUCGAAGAAGAAAUGAUUGUUCGUUUCCUGAAUCGCAGCAAGGAACACCGUAAGAUCUCAGUUCUGGGCAGGAGGCGAGAAACAUUAAUGCGAACGCAACGACCACCGCGGCAGACCAUUUUUACGCGACGACACGUUCCAGGACGAACUGGACACCCGUUGCACACGGCCCCCGCGACGCCAUUAACGAUUAGAGCGAGCCAAACAUUUUUCCAUUCCGAUUCGGCAGAGAUGGGCAACAUUUAUGCUGUUUUUAUUUAUUGAGUUAACCAAAUAUACAGAAAAAGUGGUUACAGAAUAUCUUAAGGAGCCGUUCAUUAAUUACGUAAGGGUCCUGAGGGAGAGGGGGGUUUAAAAAAAUAUCUACAUGACUUUACUUUGGGGGAGAGUGAAGGUAGAAGCCGUUCAUAGAUUUCCAAAGACUAGAUCAUUUUUAUAAAAAAAACAACGAAUCUUUGAUUUAUGUCAUGUAAUAACGUGUUUUAGUGUAACUGCACCUUUUUUUAACGACAUUGAACUAUUUAACACUUUUUAGGAAAAUCUUAUGAGGAUCAAAAAUGGCCAAAAUUGUCCUUAAGCAAUUAAUGAACAGCUUUUAAUCCCUACAUUACGAUCCACUAUUCUUUCAAGCUGCUUGAGUUCGACCAGCGUCAUGAAAAAAAUUCUCUACCCCUGCCUCGAGUGUUGAUAAUCCACCACUGUGAAAUUUUGCCCAUUUCUGAGGCAUCGCGGUUAAUUGGGGAACGUCAAUAGGCGCGUCCUUCGUCUCAAUUUAAUAUAGCGAUAGCAUUUAAAUUAGUACACUGAUAUAUAUACGAUAUAUUAUUAUACAUAAUAUAUUUUAUAUAUUCCGACGAGAAUGAUAACAGAUAAGGGAACCCCUAGCUUCGCCAACGUGACUUCCACGACACGUGACACGCAUAGGAAACCGUACCUUCUCGUGUGUUGUUUUCGGCAGACUCGUUCGAACCGCGCUUCUUGGACCACACGGCGCCAUUUUGUCGCGGGCACGAAAUAGUCGAGUACCUUAGACUCCGUCGAUGAUAAUAAAAUGCGCUUAACGGCACCGACGUCACUUAGAGAACGAUGUGUUCAGGAUCUAGUUCUAGCGUUAAGUACGUACGCACCAAAGUAGCCACCCACAAUUUUUCACAAUCAAAUUCAACGAUCCUUAAACGGACAUUAAUUUCCCCCAGUCUCGAUUCAGCUUGCGACUGUCGUCGAGAAUGCACGCACGAUAAUAACUGUUCGAUCAAAAGGAAAUGGCGACACCUUUGAAUCGUUUAAUAGUUUUGUUACUACUCCACAAUGUUAUUGAGAUUUCUAGAAUUUUAGGAGAUCUUUUUCCUAAAUUGUUUCCUCAUUUAGAGGAACGUCACAAAUUUUACCACUUGACAGAAAUGUGAAUAAAAUUGAAUAAUUAUUACUUGUUCAGGAUCACGUAUGAUUGUCACAGAAUAUUAAUCACGAGAGUGAUAAAAGGUAGAGUUACAUCCACAGGAUCUGAAUACUCAUACUUUUGCAAUAAAUUAACUGUAUGAAUCAUAAUUGUUCAAACCAAAGUGAAUCCAAUAUAAAUUAAUUUUGAAAAUGGACCUAAUAAUACUACAUACCUCGUACAGCAUAACUGCCAGUUUUUAAUACGUGACUUGAUUUCCUCUUAUUUCGAAAGAAUCGCAGGUCACGUUCAAAAUUCGCGACAAACGAAUGCGAGCGUGGAAUAAUCGUGGCGAAUAUCAGAUGUGUAUCGCAGCAGCUCGACCGUUAAGUUUCUUACGUGCCUGCACAUAGAAACGCGGCGUUAGUUGCGCGGUUACGUAAGUCUCUCAUUCCUUGCAACCCUUGUGGCAGUGCUUCCCAAUCUCGCCACGGGCUUAAGGUCCGUCCUUACGUGACAUAAAAUGUCACUUUUAAUGCCGUGACUCGGAACGUCACGACAUUUGUCAUCGUCGAAACUUAAAUGUCGCGGUGUCGCGACAUUUCAGUCACAGAUAAACGUACACGCGAAAACAGGCCUUUAGAGGAGGCCAAGAUUCGUAAGAUACACUUUUUCAAACAACAAAAAGAUUAUUUCAUACUGUAAAGAAAUUUUACGGUAGCUUAAUAAAUUAAAAUCAUAAAGUCACGAAGAGUUACGAUAUUCGAAUAACAGACACAUAUAAAAAUUAAUUAAAUUUAGGAUUUAAUGAGGUACUUAAAAUCCUUUUCUUUGAUGUAACUCUUUUAUCUUCAGGCUAUGUUACGCUUCAUGUUGUUCUUCACAAUAGUAAAACACAGAUAAACAAUUGUUAUUUCCGAAAAUAAAAAUUUGAACCAUAAAAUGAAAUACCUCGCUACAAGAAAAUAAAAAUGUAACUGCUCGACCGAAAUAACGUCACCAGUAAAUUUCUACGCGCUGGUUAUAUUCGUUGCUUAAUAUUCCAAUAAAAAUUCACGUAACAGUGUGGCACACCUGUUGAGAAGCACUGCCUUACGGUGCUCCAAUUCCGUUUUCCGGUUGACGAAACCCCGAACAGAAUAUUUCAGAACAGCGACGCUGCCGUUACGAGUAAUGCUUAUUACGUUCCGCAAAAACAGUUUGUUUACGCUUCGGACACGCUCGUGGCAACUAAAUUUCGCAAACUGUAUCAGGAAGUACUCGCGACGAGGCAACGCGUUGCUCACGACCUUUGCGUUAAUUAUAUAAUACGAUUAAUAUUUACACCUUCGUGUUGAUCGAUUGUGUUCGAGGAACGUCGACUUUUCCUAACGAGCGAGCAAUAACGUUUAACAUCCCAAGACAAGAAUAUAUUAUUGACACUUCUGAUAUACAAUUUGUGUCCUCUAUUAGGAAUACAUGGAAAAUCCUUGCGUUUUCUAUAAAAUGCCGUAGGUUUGGAUUAAUGCGAGAUCUAUUAAUAGUCUUGGCUCUUGUAGAUUUUUUUUAGAGCUCUCCAUUUAACCCAAAUUUAUUUUUAAAAUAUGAUUAGUUAACUUACCCACGAGGUGCGUGCGUGCAUUCUCCAUCAAAUCGAAAGUCGCCAUAACGCGUAUUAUGCUCCAAGUUCCAAGCUAACAACGAAAUAAAAGUCUUGUAGCAACUGGAGACCGAUUAGAGGGUGUCUAGUAGCAACGAACCGCCAAAACUCAAUUCAGUUCCUCGCUCGUCGCGCCACUUGCAAAAUUGUCCAGAUUAAGCAAUUAAGGCACACGCGUAGGGAUGUUCGAUUAGAAUUAGGCUGAAAAUUCAAAAGAUUGUUUCUAGUUACCAACUAUCUCUAACGUAUAGAAAUUUACAGGUUGUAAUACUAAAUCAAGCACCGUUAAAAUUAGGCGCUGAUUUAAUACAAAUAAAUUAAAAAAUAGUAAAUAUUGCAGAUGGUUUGAUAACAUUCUGCUGGGUUCGUCGCUCAAGGGACAAAUAAUUCCAUGGAACUUUUUCUUUAGAAACGCGUGGAAAUCCCAGGGAAAAUAUUUAUUUUACCACGAAACGGUGGAAUAAUGUUUACAUUUCGCGAGUGGCCAGAAUCAGGCACGAGAAAAUCUAUAGAAUCAGAAUCGAUUCAGAAUCGGGCAUCCCUACUUCGACGUCGAACAAGCAGAGGGAAAAAUAAAUAGACCAGGCGAGAAAUGGGGUAAAAAUAAAAAGCUCGCGCAGUUGAAGCGUAACGCGGCAGAAAGGCAUAGAAAGCGAAAACAAAAGAUUCUAUUAUAUUUUAACAACAGAUGCAACGAAGGACGUGUUCGUUAUAUUUUGAAGGAUACAACGAACGAGGGACAGUCGCGUAAACCCGAUCGCUCACGCACAUACUUGAUGCAUAAACAUAAUAUAGUAUAUACACUUAUACAUCUACGAUAUUAUAUACAUAUAUAUAUAUACAUAGAGAAUUAACGAAACUCGACCUAUGUAUCGCUUAAUACGGAUUACUAACAUUACCGCCAUUUAUCCGUCGUUACAUCCAUCCUUUCGUUUGAUCGUGAUUCGUUUCCCCCUUUGGUUCGCAGAUUCACCGCGAUCAAGUGUAAAUAUGAAAAAACGCAUAGAGAACGAUGUAACGUUGUAAAGAGUUAGUAGGGAUUUAAACGGCAGUAGUGAUAUCGAAGGUGAAAACUUUAAAGCGUAUAGAAUAUAAUAUAUAAGAGUCACACUAGACGAGAUGCACUAUAAAGUAAGUAAUGUUAUACUGGCGAGAACUGGGUCCCCAGUCGGGCCAAUAUUCGAUAAAUAUCGGUGUGAAGAUGUAGUUGUUUCGUUUUUCUGUCUCCUUGGUUCGUCCGUGAUCGCACCACGAUCGUGUUGCUUUUUCUAUGACGGCGGAAGCCUGUCUCGACGUGACAUUGCCCUGAUUCGUCGCUGAAAAAACCGAUUUGUUUGUUUUCUUCGUGUUGUGCAAGCGUGUGUGAUAACAGCAGUAUUUCAGUAGGUUUCCCCAGUUUCUCCAGCGUUAACGGAUAAUAUUUUCCAAGCUUCGCGACGUUAAUGUCUUUAACACUUUGCGGCACAAGGUUCGAAUUCCUAUUCGAGUAGUUACGAGACCUUUCGCGCGCGGCAAAGUUAGAAGUAAAUGAAAAUGACGAAGUAGGUUCACUAUCGACUACGAUAAGUGGUAUAAGUGUUGCUCGACGAGCAAACGUGCCGUAAAUUAGUCGAAACAAAUGGUCAGUAACGUUAAACACCGUUCGAGUGAAGAUUUUCUACUGCCGCGAAGAGUUAACGUCGCGAAUGCGUAACUUGAAAGCGACAGAUUUAAAAAGCGAUUCUUUACUGGAUAUUGACAGUAAUUGCAAGCAGGAUACAGCAAUUUAUAUGUCGACAGCGAUUAACAGUGGUGGCUAUAAAUAUUAAAUGUAACUGGUUAAAUUACAACGUAAACACACGUCAAUGGUAAUUUCAAUCGUAGCUGCUAUCGAACGCGGUCGAUAUCGGUUGGUACCGACUGCAACAUGCAUUAAUCAACCGAUAAUAUGUAAGUGUAGUCGGUAACGAUCGCAGGCGGUAAUAGCUAAUACUAAUCCGAACCUAGAUCUACCAACCGAUAACGACUGCGUCGAUUGUAGUUACACGAAACACUAACAGACAUAUUAAUUCGAAACACAAUGUAAUUUGUGAUAAAAUUAGAGGAAUGAAUAAUUGCUCGAGUAGAAUCGAAGUAAUAACGAGAGUGUGACGCAAUGUUGGAAUUAAUUUUAAAGGUGUAGUUGGUAGAAACUGGGGCAACGACACAGUAGCAGAUUUUUAAUGAAUCACAGACAAGUGACACGAAUAAAGACAGAAUACAAAUCUUAUACGUUGCAAGGUUAAACGUGAUCGCAAGGUUGGAAUAUGCGAUUUCAUGUCGAUAAUUAUUCGAGAUAUCGUGGAUGUCUAAACGCAACGAAACACUAAUACUAAACAGUCUUAAAGGGAGAAGGGAACCUGACAGAUGAUCGAAUAGAUCGAAAAUAGAUUGUGGUACAUUCUCCGUUUUCGUUCGACUUUUACGUUUCGUUUACAAAUAUCAUGCAUCGAUAAACCGUAUUUUACGAUAUCGAAUGGGUAGGGAUAAACAAAUUUAACUCUUCGCGGUCGUACUCUUUAUCUUGGUAAUUCCAUCCAUGUACUUCACGGCAGUGCAAACGUAAAACAUUAAAAAUUGAAGUAAUCAUUUAGAAUAUGCAAAAAUGCACGUAUAUUGGAAGAAAUAAGAGUGUUGAUCAAUAUUCAGUGAUGAGAAGAAGUUCAAUUUAAAGUGUCGCAGCUAAAUUAUCAGGUUACAUACAUUUUUAUAACCUUCGUAAAUCAAAUUCUACAAAAUGUAUCCAUUAGAUGGAAUAUCUAACAGCCCCUUAGACUAUUCCCAACAAAGAAAUUUCACGUCUUUAUGAAUCUCUCAUAAAAUUCAAAAGAGCAUUUUAUAACUUAUAACCCAAAAAUUAACGAAAUCUGUAUAAAAAUCGAUUACCUUGAUAAUGCAUAAUAUCCACACAUCUUAAAUACGUUUGAAUAAAAAUUGAUACUUUGAUUUAGGCAAUACGACUACAAAGAGUUAAACGAACUUGUAUUUGAAACUGUUUAGUUGCUCGUAACAACUGCAAGGUGGACAUCAGUUUCGAGAACCAUUGCGUCGCGUGCAAAGUCUUUCGCGCGAGCUAUGUGUGUCGUUGGAACAUGAAAGUUUGCACGCGACCGUCACGUCAAUAACGCUCAAAACACGGGAUUUUAAUGGCUACUUGUGUAACCGCAUUUAUGUCGUCGAUGUUUAAUGUUCGUGGAACAAGAGAAAUGAGAAAAUGUGUAUUAAAUGUUCAAUUAUACUCGGUAUAAUACUCAAUAAGGAAAUAGGGGAAAAAAACGUGUCAAUAAUAUUUAAAGUACGCGGAACGUGAACACCAUGUUUUUUAAAAUUGAAACGACUGGACCAUUCGGACGUGCGUCGCAGCGACAGCGAACCAUCGAGCUCCUGGCGCUACGACGAGAGCUCAAAAGAAAAUUAAAAGUAAAAAAAAAAACGAGAAAAAAGUGAUACCUUAAUUUUUGCUGAUAAAUUAUCGAUUCGGCUCGCGUCUGAUAAAUAGAACUAAUCGUAAUCCAGUCGGAUCGAAAGCAAUACUACGACGUAGAAUAAUUUUUCGCGUGUAAUCGUCCAACAAGAUGUACAAAAUAUUCGAACACCGUUAAGCGUGGGAGGCUUCGAUGAUUGACCAUAUUCGGUAAAUUUGAUAAUUUGUCGCGAGUGAAGUUUGCAACGCGACCACGACGAAACGCUCGAAACUCGGCACGAGGUAAGAGCAAAACGAGGGUCGAGAAGGAACGACAAACAUAACUUCACUCCACCGUCGUGUUAACGAAAAAUAUACACAAGCACGCAAACACGUCGCUGGAAAAAGUAAAUCGUGUAUUUCACGAUGGAAAUCAAACUUUCCAGAGGGGAGAACAGUUCUCAAUGUAAAUCUUCUAGUGUGGGCGGGGAAAAAUGGAAAACUGCUCAAUGAGAAACGUCAACGAAACCAGUGACGAGUAAAAUUCUCAUUUAGAUACAAAUUUCGAGUAAAAGAUAAACAACCGUUUAGAUGUGGAAUGAAAAUUAGAGUUUUUAGGAUGAAAUAUCUCGCAAUGAAUGAACAGAGAUUUUACCGUUCGACCGAAUAAACGUUGGUUUUAUUCGUGGUCCAUUAUUCGACCGAAAUUCUGCUCGUCCCUGGUCAGAACCGCGAGAUUUCGAGCGUCACGUUGGGUCGUACUUGCAAAGUUAUUUACAUAAGCAAUAACAUAUUAACUUACUCAUUGAUCGUUCGAAGAAACGACACUCGGGUUCCCGUGUAAUUCCAUGUGUGGCAUAGCAAUGCACGUCAAUCGAAAAUGCGCGCGUAUUAUCGACCUGUGCAUGCUCAAGAACUAGAAACGAGUCAAUAACGAGUCAAUAACUUCAUUAAGUGUCUCGUUAGGUCAACUAACGAUCGUUAGCAAGUCAAUCGUUUAUAAUAGUGAUAUUGAGUACAAAAUGAAGAAACCGAGAAAUUAAACAUUCUCUUCGCUUUCAGCGUCGCAAUUGCGCGCGCAUUCUCGAUUGACGCGGAAAAUAUCGAGAAAAAGCGAUCAUCGGUGACGUCACGAUGACAGUCGAACGCGACGAAUCGAAUUCACUGUUUGCUAGUGAAUUUGAUUAGUAAUCACGAGGAAUACCAUUUGAGAGAAGCGUUCCAAUCUCUUCAAAGUCGCGCGAUGAUUUCUUUUCUCGCUUUUGUCACGAGAAUAUUCUCUCUGCGAUUCUAUCACUGUUCGCUGAUACUUUCCACUUCGUUUGCGACUCAUAUGCGUCGAACAUCGGUCGCAAACCUGCAAAGCGUUCGCAAUUAAUAAUUAAACAAAGCGCCGGGUGUGUACAUAUAUACACGUUGACUGUAACGACACUUGCGUUUUCUGGACGUGGGAAUUUGAUGCUGACACUGUUUUUUAUUUUAAGAAGAAAGAAUGCGAAGGCAAUUAUGGGCAAGUAGUUUUUGAUAGAUGAGAUUUAAAGCAGCGUUCUGUUUGUUUGAUUGAAUUAAAAAGAGAUAUUUUAAAUUAGUUAUUGAUAUCAAUACACCACAGUGUAAUAAACUAUUUGUAGUUGUAUAGCAAAUAAUUUCUGUGAUAAAUAACUUUGACCUGCUAAUGUUUACUGAAACUCGUUCUACGAGGCUUAAGGAAUUCAGUGGCUCUAGAUAAUGUUGCUAGAUGGCGGAAUGUUCAACUUCUCGAAUGUUUAACCAAGCAUAUGGAGAAGUCAGUCUUGAAAACACAUUUAAAAAAUGAUCUAAACAAAGGAGAACCCUGCUUUAGAUUCUUACCUAUAUAUUACGUCUACUACAAUUCUGUUUUCAAAAUGAACAUUUUCUCAAAAAUGCACGCAAAUUUUAAAACUCACUCCACAAGUCAACUUUUAGUUAAAGUACAAUUCACCACGUCUGGAAACAAAUGUCCUAUGACAGAAGUCCUCUCGCUCGAAAUUCUACUGUCUGUCGCUGUACCAUUUCCGGUUUCGAUUUCCACUUUCCGUUUCCGUGAAAGCCAACCCCCGCUUCCAUCAGCCUGUUGGUGAUUGAUCGAGUCUGUCCUAAAAGGAGAGUUUCAGAACUGUCUCGGAGAAAAAGGAAGAAAAAUGAGGCUUUGCUACCUUGAGGAGGAAAACAAGGCUGGUCGAAGGUUACGAGGGUGGCGAGGGAACGACUCUUCUAUCUCUAGUCUUCUCCACACUUUCAUUGUGCCGACGUCCUUUCGAAAUAAUUCUGUUAACCGAGGUCCAUUUCGAUAAUUCCUUAUCGGUGUGAUACGCGUGAGUUCCGAUUCGAUUCCGUGGACGUUUCUAGCGUUAGGAAACGACUGUUCCGAGGCUUUUUCCUUCGAAAGCGGAACCACGAAUGGGUUAGGGAUGAUAAAUUCGUAGCGAGGUUUGUUGUUUCGGGGGUAGCGUAAGAGCGAGAGGUGAUGAACGAAGGUGGAGAACGGUGGGGAAAAAAGUGCCUAUACACCAAGUAAAAUUAUUCGUUAUAGUGUGUAUAAUGCGUUCCAACGAGUUACGGACAGUGUCAAUUACAGGUAUUAAUGAGAGAAAGAAGCGACAAACGAAAUUGCAAGAGGAAGCGACAGGUGACGGGAGGAGAAACGACGAGCGAUAACGAAAGCAAUAUCGAGCGAUGAUCCGAGAUUACAAACGCUUGCGUGUACCAAAUAUUAACAACGACGACGACGACGACGAUAAUGAUUGCGAACUAUUAUUAUUAUUAUUGUUAUUAUUGAUUGCGAACCUGUAAACUAAAUGAGCUAAUCACCGUGACGCGCGUCGACAGAGACUUUUUAAUUUUAUUUUACUACACGAGAAAGAAAUUGUUUAUCUAUAUACUAAUUAAUCAGUUCAAAGACAUUAGGUGUCUUGGUGAAUUUUACAGUGGCGCAUUAUACCGUAGCAAAAAGGCUAGUGCGAAAAUAAUACGAGAAAUUUGUUCUUCAAGUUCACUAAGACAAAAAAGUAUAGAGUAAUCUAACAACAAAAUUAACUAUAUACGAUUUCUAAAAACAACUUACCAAAUCAACUGGAGUAUUAACUUCUAUUUGUUUGUUUCAUAGAUAAAGCCACUGACGUCCAUUUUGUCUAGGUCUCCACGAAGGUAUAAUGGCGCCAUUCUUAACAAUUCCUUUCCCGAAUUUCCGUUGAGGCACUAAAACAAAAUAUGCAAACGUGUGAAAUUGACGUGUUUGGCAUUGCAAAGGAAACGUUGGUUGUAAAAUUUGAUCGAGGUGCUCUGUCGUCGCGAGUCACGGCGCGUUAGGGACAGAUGUGAUAUAAGGUGAACCUUAACCUUACCUAUAACGCAUAUAGAUAUCGAAUAUUGUACGCAUUGUGAUAGCACCAUCGAGGAAAACAAAACAAGGAACACACACACAUACACUAAUCCAAGUUAAAAACGAGUAGUGAAACAAAACCGCCUAAAAGAAAAAAAAAAUAAUAAUCCCUGCCUCCUCCGAAGUACGACUGAUAUUUACGGGAUAUUGUUCCAAUUGGAUGCUCCCAAGGAAGCCGGGGUAUUCAAAAGCAAUAACUUCGUAGGCGGUCGCGGAUCCUCGACGAGGCAAACGCGCGACCGAUUAAUAUAAAUAAAUAACGGCGCAGAUAAGGAUUAAAAAAAAAUAAAAUAUAACGAAUAGGCCGAUGAAUUUUUAAUCUUAAUAAAUUUUAAUCGUAACGACGACUUAGCGGCGCAAGGGUCACGCAUACACACACAGAAACCAAGGAUCCACAUCACACCGACACGUAUACAGAGUAGCAAAUAAGCGUUUGUAACGCGUUACAAUAAAUUAGCUGUCGAACAAUGAAUAAUUAGUGAAGCGAGAACGAUAGAAAAAAUAAAGGAGAGAAUGAGAGAUAUGUAUGAAACGGUAACGGAUAGAGUUUUUAAACGCAGCCACACCGAUACACGGAACACGUACACACACGAUACACACGCAGCGCGCCUAAUAAACAGUUUAGUAAGACUAAUUAUUGUAAUUAGAGAUGAAGAGGAAAAAAACGAAGCGACGAGGAGACUAGCAAUGGCUUUUUUUAAGACGAGGUAAUACGAUGUAACGCGACAAACGUGCACCAUUGGUUACAUUGAUAUACAUAAAUCUAUUAUAUAUAUAUAUAUUAUAUACAUACAAAAAUAUAUAUAUAUAUAUUACAAUAUUCGAACAACGAGGUUCGAGGGAUGAGAUAACGACGAGCGAGAUAGAGAGCGCAAAACGAAUCGUCGCGAUGAUUCGAGGGAGAGAUAAACAGAAAAAUGUCGAAAUAGGACAACAAGAGGGUGAGAGGGAGAGAGAGAAAGAGAGCUAGAGUGCGUGGAAGUAAAACAGAGAGAGAUAGAGAGAGAGAGAGAGAUUGAGUGAAAGGGAAAAAGCAAAUAGAAAAAAAGAUAUUGCGCAGGUAUCCAUAUUUUAUAGCUUUUACUUAAAAGUACAGUACACGCGAAAUGCGAAGUUAACUAUAUUUAUAGAAAUAUGUUGAAACGGUAUUACCGAUGAAAUUAUACCGAAAAUUACGGUAGGCUGGUAUAAUUGCAAUGAUUUGUCGCUUCGAUUAUUAUUAUUACCCAUUAUUAUUGUCAUCAUCAUCGACACGGUUCGCAAGAUGGCGUACCACAACGGGGCUCAAACCUGGCCACGAUUAUUAUAAACCGUUCAGGCGACUCUUCUCUUACUUUCGUCGGUGUGUUGAACACGUAUUUAUAUAUAUAUAUAUUUAUAUAUAUAUAUAUUUACAUAUAUACAUAUAUACAUAUAUUGUCCUCGUUUCUAUUCUUAUCAUCGUAUUGAGUCGCGAUUAUCAUUGAACGACGACGAUACACCAGUUAUAUUGUAUCUAUUAACGAAACGAUAAAAAAAAAAAAUUAUACCUUGCAUGACUACGUAGGGCUAUACUGCCGCCGAAGCAAUACAAAAAGCAAUAUAGAGUUAAAAAAGGUAAUUAACGAAAUUAAUGGUACUAAAGGUAAACGAUAUUAAUAAUUGAGAAGAAAAAUGCCGUAGUCAGAACACCUUGUCGACAUUCACAUAAAUUCCUCUUUCACACAGCUACACGCACACACACAUACACACAUACACACGGAUGGCACUUGUGUACACCUGAUUAUAAUUACACUGACACUCAUACAGGUAACACGAAAACAUACACGAUUCUAUCACACGGUUUACAUUCACGGUACUCACAUAACACGUGGACACUAUGUAUGGUCAUUAAUUUAUUCUGACCGUAGUGCUAAAUGUAUUUAGCAUUUACGUAGAUGACACUAAUUGCCUAGGUCGACAGGCUCGUCCGGGGUUCGCGUUGCCGCACGUGUCACCCCCCACCCCUGCAGCCAUCGCACGUCCACUUCCCCCUUCAGAGGUGGGCAAAAUUCUCGUCCACGUGGAAACUUCGAAUAACGAAUAAAAGAUGAACACUCUUUUCAUCCGUUAUUAGUCUGAUGAAAAUCGGUAUUUUAAUCGUAGAAACGAACUGUCUCGCGAAGAAGACAAAAUAAUUCGUAACAGAAAAUCGUACGCGUUUGCAUGAUGCAGAAUACAAUUUUGCCCAACUCGUACACGACGAAAACAAACGCAAUGUCUCCGAGGGGGUGGGAGUGGCGCUACGGCGAGGCCAGGGGACUCUGGUCGAUCGAAUUUCGCCUAAUAAAAAAAAAAAAAAAAAAAACGGUAGUGAUAUAGAGUUAUCGUAGAGAUCGCUAAUGUAUUUCACUCGGUGCCUGUGACAGCUAAGCUCGCUAUCUGUUCAAGAACGAAACGAUUGACAAUACACUGUUGAGUAGAGAGCAACGUAUUCGGACCCUGUUCAUCCUCCCUUACGCGGCCAUCUUUUCUUUCCUUUCACGACUCCUCGUCAUCUGUGCUCGAACGCGUCUUGUUAUCGGUUUAUCGUUCCUUUACCAAGCUUUUCCUCGAUGCUCGCGUGUCUCGAGAAGAUCGAGACUGUGGCUCCUUUUCCUUUAACGGGUCCAUUAAACCGAGAUCACGUUUGGUGUCGGGGUUGCACGGAGAAGGAAGGUUAAAAAGGAAAUCUGCAAAAGUGCAUCGUCCUUGGGGCACUGUGAUUAUUACAUCGUUUUUUAAUGCAAAUUGGAGGAAAGUGUAGCGUGGGUAAUUUGGUAAUUGGGUUAUGAACUAAUCUCCAUUUUGUCUAGAUGAAGUACUUUAAGAGUAACCUUGUUUUCCAAAUGUAUUGCCUAAUUGACCUCUUGUAAUAUCUUUCUGAAUUGCAAAAAUUAGAACUUAACAAGGUGGUCGCUAUUUUUAUGCAGCUGGGAAUAUUCAGAAGACUAAUAUCGAUUGAAUGGAACACUAAGGGAUGAUUCUCUGAACCUCUGACCCUUGAAUUAACUACUUUGAAACAGAUCGCCUUAGUUAUUAAAGGCAUAACGUAGAAAUGCUUCAACAAACACAGUCCUAAUAGUUUGGAAUACAUUCUCAUUGAAUCUUUUGCAACAGCGAGAUAUAAAUAAAUCCUCAAGAGUAGAUAUUUUUGUACCCCUGACCUUUCUUCGAAUUUUCGAUAUUCUUGAGUUUCAAAUUAUCUCCAGAAUUCUUUGGUAUUUUACGAAACGAUAUCCCUAUCACCCAACCUCGACACGUGUUCGCUGAAUUCUCGAGUUCAAUCAAGAAAUUUCUCGUUUCGGUUCGGCCCCAAACGUGAUCAAACUCUGUGAAAGAUGUUCAGCUGGUGGACAUGUUAAACGUAUCCGAAAACGAUUUCCCAAAGAAGGUGGAUUACCGUUCGAGUAAAAAUGGUCCCCCCCCCCCCCCGCCCCUGUGAAACGACUCGGGGAAAACGUCGUUUCGAUUUCCAGCCGCGAUGGCGGCAGUCACAAACGUAUUUUCGUCUACAAUUCCUCUCACUGGUCGGGUAAACACGUUCGACCGACUACGACACGGCUGUUCACGGGUACCACCUGGAACACGUAGUAUUAGCAUGGUGUGAAAACGAUAGUGACGCUAGAUGAAUUAGCUUUAAGCUUCUUUCUCGCUAAGAGGGAACCUAUUAUUAUAACGAAUAUUUACAUACAUUUGUAUUAUUUGUAAACUAGCGCUAAUACAAAACUCCAAUUGUGCAUCGACACGCGAAACAAGAACCCUCCCCCUUCCGGUUCCCAUCUGAUCCUGGCUCUCAACCUUGGGCCCCACGUGACCCACGGGGGACGAGCAAAUUGAAAACACCACCCCCCCCUUUGAAGCCUCCUCAACCCCCGAAAUUCCCAGUUCCUGUUCCGCUCGAUCGAACGGACGACUUUGUGAAACUCCCUGGAAACUUUCGUUUCUCUUUUUUCAGUCUGUAAUUCUGCUCUAUAACGUCUCGUCUAUGUAAUCUUCUCUGUAUAUCGGGCCUUUCCUCCAAACGAAGUAAAAAACGAAAAAAAAAAGAAAAAAGAAAACGAUAAACGAAAACGAAAAUAAUAAGAACGUGGAAUAAGAGAACACAUUACCUAUCCUGAUAUGCUUCUCAUAGUGUUGGAUGGUAACGUUACAAGACAAAAAGGGAAAGAAAACGUUAAUUGAGCAUUGUUAUCUAUGUAAUACAACAUAGGAUGUUUUGUAUUAUAUUUUCAUAAUAAAUAGACACGUAGAAAAAGACGUAUUAACCAUA
Molecule: messenger RNA, 26598 nt
Organism: Hylaeus volcanicus
Lineage: Eukaryota; Metazoa; Arthropoda; Insecta; Hymenoptera; Colletidae
Gene: scrt
Product: protein snail
Exons: 3
Coding region: 15-1631 (538 amino acids)
Biological process (GO): regulation of transcription by RNA polymerase II
Molecular function (GO): RNA polymerase II cis-regulatory region sequence-specific DNA binding; DNA-binding transcription factor activity
Source: RefSeq, a predicted model, not a curated record